AUGGAGAGUUUUUUCAACCGCAUUCUGAUGGAGGUGGAAGGCGGCGUGGAUCAGCGCAAGACGAUGAAGGAAGUAGUGGCCACGCGCGACAACAUCAUUAGCGAGGAUGAAGAACGUCAGAUGGUAGGGCUGAUGAAUCUAUGCAAUCUACUAAACAUGGCGACUUCCGUGACUAUUUCAGCCAUACGGCCAAGUGUUUUUGUUCCGCCUAUAUUGGCCUGUUUAAAGAAGGAGCACAAUGUGGACUUGAUGUUAUUGGCCGCACGUGUCUUGACUUACAUGGUAGACGCCAUAUCUUCUACGGUUUAUGUGCUUGGGUCAGAAAAUGGCAUGGAUGCCGUUCUCCAACACCUGCUGGAGGUGAAGGAUAUUGAGCUUUCGGAUCAGUGUAUGACGUGUGUAGAAAAAUUACGCAGAGUUCUAAUGGCGCUUUGA
Molecule: messenger RNA, 435 nt
Organism: Trypanosoma conorhini
Lineage: Eukaryota; Euglenozoa; Kinetoplastea; Trypanosomatida; Trypanosomatidae
Product: E3 ubiquitin-protein ligase TRIP12
Exons: 1
Coding region: 1-435 (144 amino acids)
Biological process (GO): protein polyubiquitination; proteasome-mediated ubiquitin-dependent protein catabolic process
Molecular function (GO): ubiquitin protein ligase activity
Source: RefSeq, a predicted model, not a curated record